Molecule: messenger RNA, 1432 nt
Organism: Spirodela intermedia
Lineage: Eukaryota; Viridiplantae; Streptophyta; Magnoliopsida; Alismatales; Araceae
Source: the annotation of a GenBank genome assembly
AUGGAAGAGGCGCUCGUUGUCGACUCCAAUGGUGAGGUACUCGGGGUUCCUCGUUCCCCGCCGGUUGGUGUAGAAGAUAUCAGGGUUUGAAUCGGCGACGGCGGUCACCCAUGGCGGCAGGGGAAUGUUGACUGCGUCUCCGACGUUGCCGCCGCACUGGUGGAAGGACAUGAUGGCCUGGAUCUUGAGCCCCACCUCGACGACGAGCUCGAACAGGCUCAUGUAAGGGCCCCACUCGUACUGCUUGGGGCCAUUCUUCUCGAUGAUGCCCCACCACACGUCCACCAUGAUGCCGUCCACACCGGCCUCCUUGAGCUUCUUGAGAUUGGCCCGGAGAUCAUCCGCGUUCUCCAGCACGUUGUCGUAGUUGACGACUCCCAGCUGCACAGAGAGAUCCCACUGCGUCAUCUUCAUCGGGCUACAAGGAAGCGGAGGAGGAGGAGGAGGAGGAGGAGGAGGAGGAGGGGAUUACCGGGAGCAUGACGUAGACGGGAACAUAGUUGGCCAGGAGAUUGUUCGUCUCCGAAGUCACCGUUGGGGCGGUGGCGACCGCGGUGGCCAUGGAUUCUCGAGGGGGUAGCUUGGGGGAGGAAGGGCAGGGAGUCUCCGCAGUUGGAGUGGUAGAGCAGGUCGAUACUUUGCUUGGUUCUAGCUUGGAUGCCCCCAGUCCCUUUUAUAGGUGGCAAACUGCGCAUGGGAGCCUUGCCCUCCCCCCUGUUACUAUCGGAAGGGUCCCAACUGAUCGCCAUUUCGCAGUAAAAAUCGAGAUCUUCUCCGGCUGAGAUGCCACUAAGGGUUAGGGACGGCAUCGAGAGCGUCCCUGCUGCGGAUUUGAAUGGAGCCCACUGGAGAGUUUGGGCCAUCGGAUGAAGGUCCCCACGCUCCGACGAGACGCCACGCUUUCCUCCGGAUCGCUUCUCCAUGGUUGAUUCUUCGGAUGUAAGCCUCUCAUCGGUCGCCUCUACGGUUGCUCAUUCGUUCUCCCUCGAUCGAUUCGACAUUGCUUUCAAACCAGGGUCACCUUCAUUAUCAGCAAGGACGAUUGCUGGUGAAUGGCCAUGGCAGAUGGAGUGGGAAACCAGGGUGGCCACUCGGGGAGGGGGGGGUGAGAGGGGGGGGGGGAGGCUGACAGGGGAGAGAAAACAUCUAGAGCCAGCAAUGGGGGCUCCAAUGGGGAAGCGCCGCGCCACCGGCCGUCACAGUACUUCCCCCUGCCUCUCUGGUAGUCAGCAAACGGGUGGUUUCGGAUGGGGCCGUCCCUCUCGGUCCCGGUAGGUCGAAGAAAGACGUCGCCUUCGUUCAAUUACGCUGAAAUCAACGCCGGGACCUCUCUAUGCCCACUGCCGUCCCCACCGCCGCCGUGUGUCUAGCGAUUGGGAAUCCCCACGCAAUCGGUUUUUUCGCGCACAUGUUCAGAGAGAUAGAUAGCUAG